Messenger RNA from Diutina rugosa, 1011 nucleotides. RefSeq lists its product as uncharacterized. The coding region runs from base 1 to 1011 and encodes 336 amino acids. NCBI's taxonomy places the organism in Eukaryota, Fungi, Ascomycota, Pichiomycetes, Serinales, Debaryomycetaceae. The transcript has a single exon. The record is from RefSeq and is a predicted model, not a curated record.
AUGAAUGCUCCAAAGCUCACAGCGAUCCUUGAUCAAGGCGUCCAAGGAUUCAUCAAUAAACUUGAGCAGGUGAUCCUUCUGCGUAUGACUGUGAUAGCUGCCGAUUCGGGUGUUUCGAAUCUUGCCGAGCUGGUGGCCACUAUCCAGAACGAGAAUGAUGAAUUGAAGCAGAGUCUUGGUCAACUCAGAUCCCAAGUAGCGUCCCUCACUCGCGACGUGCCUUCUGAAUACAACUACCUUCACAAAUGCUACCCCGGAUUGUCCAUCGGGUACGCACCAUCCAAUUAUGAGGGCGCCGAACCUGCUCCUGCUACUAUAGAUGUUGCUGUUAUAAUCAAUUCCACUCUGGAACCCUUGGUAAUGGACAAAGUUCUUCGGAUUCAGCAAGCGUUCGUCACCAAUCGAGUGAAAUUCGAAUACUGGGGGGAAGCUGCUAGUCGGUUUCUUGGCGACAGUUUAUUAAACACAUAUUUGCAAAUUUCCUCGCCCACUUGGAAGGAUUUUGUUGAUACUGUCUAUUGCGAACCUUUGUUACGCCAAUAUAAUUGGCAACGACUUAUCCAAUGGGAUAGCAUGUGGCCUCGAUCUCAGCAACUGGUCAUACAAUAUUUCAAACAACUCUUCAACUUAUGUGAGCAACUUCGUGAGCCUGGGCAUCUAGAGCAUCAGAAGCUUCGAGUCGCUCUGGUUUUGCUGACAUACUUUGCUGACCGCAUUGCUGACGUCGUCUUUGAAGAUAUUACUACUUUGAGUGAGCUUCAAGCCAUGGUUCUUGGCCGAUUCAACGUUCAUGACAAGUUUCCUGGGGAAGUAUCAACGUUGAAGAAAUCCAUCCAUAAAUACGUGAAAGUUGCUGAAAAUGAAGAUGGUCUGGCAGUGUAUCGCAAAGACUCAAUGGGGCUCAGUGCUAAACCCAGCAUGGCUAGCAUUAAGCUGAUGUCGCUGCUGGGAACGCUUCACGUAGACAUUCAUGGAAGCCCAACGAGAAUACGAAAUCCAGUCAGUUUCUGA